CGUCCACGGCGGAGGAUGCGGGAGCGCAUCUGGGCGCAGCUGCCGCUGCUGCUGCCCUGGCUACUGCUGCCGCCGCCGCUGUGGGGCGGCCCCCCGGACGGCCGGUUCCCGGAGAGCGAGCCCGAGCCCGGGCCUCUGCAGCCCUUCGACCUGCUCUACGCCAGCGGCGUGGCCGCCUACUACAGCGGAGACUACGAGGUGGCCGUGCGCGACCUAGAAGCGGCGCUGCGCAGCCACCGGCGCCUGCGGGAGAUCCGCGCACGCUGCGCCCGCCACUGCGCAGCGCGCCGCCCGCUCGUGACCCCUGGCGCUGGCCCGGGGGCCGAGCUGCCCUUCUUCCGCGCCCUGCUUGAGCGGGCGCGCUGCUACCGCAGUUGCCAGAGCCAGCGCCUCGGGGGCCCCGCGUCCCGCCACCGCGCCAGCGAGGAUGUGCGCAGCGACUUCCAGCGCCGAGUGCCCUACAACUACCUGCAGCGGGCCUAUAUCAAGCUUAACCAGCUGGAAAAGGCAGUGGAAGCAGCACACACAUUUUUCAUGGCCAACCCUGAGCACAUGGAAAUGCAGCAGAACAUCAAGAAUUACAGAACGAUGGCGGGCGUUGAAGAUCUCCAGCUGGUAGAUCGGGAUGCCAAACCACACCUGGAGAGUUACAGUGAAGGAGUUAAACAUUAUGAGGCAGAUGACUUUGAACUAGCUAUCAAGUACUUUGAACAAGCUUUAAGAGAAUAUUUCAAUGAAGAUACGGAGUGCAGAGCCCUGUGUGAGGGGCCUCAGAGAUUUGAGGAAUAUGAGUACUUAGGGUAUAAAGCUGGUCUCUAUGAAGCCAUUGCAGAUCACUAUGUGCAGGUGCUGGUUUGUCAGCAUGAAUGUGUAAGGGAACUUGCCACCCGCCCUGGCCGCCUCUCACCAAUCGAGAACUUUCUUCCCCUACAUUAUGACUACCUACAGUUUGCCUACUAUCGAGUUGGUGAAUAUGUGAAAGCCUUGGAGUGUGCCAAGGCCUAUCUUCUAGUCCAUCCAGAUGAUGAGGAUGUCAGAGACAAUGUGGAUUACUAUGAGAGUCUGUUGGAUGACAGCACUGACCCAGCAUCUAUCCAGGCCAGAGAGGAUUUGGCGAUGUUUGUGAAGCAUCAUAAACUGGAAUCAGAAUUAAUAAAGUCAGCUGCAGAGGGUCUGGGAUUUUCAUACACUGAGCCGAAUUAUUGGAUUCAAUAUGGAGGAAGACAGGAUGAGAAUCAGGUCCCUUCAGGAGUGAAUGUGGAGGGGGCAGAAGUUCACGGAUUAUCAACACGGAAAAAGUCAUCACCCAAGAUAGACCGAGACCUAAGAGAGGGUGGCCCUCUGCUCUAUGAGAACAUCACGUUCGUCUACAACUCUGAGCAGCUGAACGGGACUCAGCGCGUCCUCCUGGAUAACGUCCUGUCGGAAGAACAGUGCCAGGAGCUGCACAGCGUGGCUAGUGGAAUCAUGCUUGUUGGUGAUGGAUACAGAGGAAAAACUUCACCCCAUACACCCAAUGAAAAGUUUGAAGGUGCAACUGUCCUGAAAGCACUCAAAUUUGGUUAUGAAGGCCGAGUCCCCCUGAAGAGUGCCCGUCUGUUUUAUGACAUCAGCGAGAAGGCUCGAAAGAUUGUCGAAUCCUAUUUCAUGCUGAACUCAACCCUGUAUUUUUCCUAUACACACAUGGUCUGCCGCACAGCCCUGUCUGGUCAACAGGAUAGAAGAAAUGACCUCAGUCAUCCCAUCCAUGCUGACAACUGCCUGUUGGAUCCAGAGGCCAAUGAAUGCUGGAAGGAGCCUCCUGCUUACACAUUCCGGGACUAUAGUGCCCUCCUAUAUAUGAAUGAUGACUUUGAAGGAGGAGAAUUCAUAUUCACUGAGAUGGAUGCCAAGACUGUGACUGCCUCUAUAAAACCAAAGUGUGGGCGCAUGAUCAGCUUCUCAUCUGGAGGAGAGAACCCGCAUGGGGUAAAGGCAGUCACCAAGGGCCAGAGGUGUGCUGUGGCUCUGUGGUUUACCUUGGACCCACUCUACAGAGAAUUGGAACGAAUACAGGCUGAUGAAGUGAUUGCGAUCCUGGAUCAAGAACAGCCAGGGAAGCACAAACCAAAUAUCAACCCCAAAGAUGAGCUAUAAAAAUGAGAAAAAGAGUAUUCUAUCAGAUAUUUAUUUAAAUUGUUAAUCUUAUGAGAACCUUUUUAUUUUUGUACAGAGCCACGGUAUAAAUUAACAGGUUAAUAUGAGUCACCAGAUCUCCCUUCUGUGCCUAAGGAUGCUUGCUUUGCCCCUCUCCAUCUUUCUGUCUUGGUUUUUCAGCCGGUCAUCUCUCAAAGCCCAGUGACGCCCUCCGCACCACACAUACACACACACACACACACACACACACACACACACACA
Kogia breviceps (pygmy sperm whale) is the source of this 2397-nucleotide messenger RNA. RefSeq names its product prolyl 3-hydroxylase 2 (gene P3H2). Gene Ontology annotation, cellular component: endoplasmic reticulum. The record is from RefSeq and is a predicted model, not a curated record. Lineage: Eukaryota; Metazoa; Chordata; Mammalia; Artiodactyla; Physeteridae. Gene Ontology annotation, biological process: collagen metabolic process. Gene Ontology annotation, molecular function: procollagen-proline 3-dioxygenase activity; iron ion binding; L-ascorbic acid binding.